GAUUUUGUGUCCAUGUAUAAAGUCAGCACUAAUGCCCUGCUAAGGGAAUAUGCUGACUCACUGAAGAAAAGGAGGAAGCAGAAGAGUCUGAAGGCCACAGGGACAUUAGCAGCCAGUUCAACCUCAGGAACAGAGGCACCUGAAUCAUCUCCACCUGUCAAGAAGUCUGCAAUGGCUGAACUGUUCGGUACACUCUUCAAGACUCAGGUGGGACACAAGCCUACUUUGCAGCUGGUGAAAGAAGAGGUUACCUCAUACAAGGCAGUCAACUGCAUUCCACUGGAUUCUGACCCACUUCUGUGGUGGAAGACCAAUGAGCCCUUCUUUCCUCUUACUUCCAAGUUAGCCAGACACUACCUCGCCAUACCUGCUACCUCCGUGCCCAGUGAGAGGGUAUUUUCCACAGCUGGAGACAUUGUAACUGCAAGCAGGUCUGCUCUUUCUGCAGAUAAUGUGGAUAAACUGAUUUUUCUGGCAAAAAACAUGAAGAUUGAGUGAAAGUCAUCAGGGCUAAAGAUUCGGGGGGGGAAGUAAAAGUUAAUCUGAGCAACAACUUCGAACUGUUCAGUGUUGCAAUUGUCAUUGUUGCACUUUAGAUUGAGAAGAGAUUUGUUUUUAAAGAAACAGUCAGAGCCUUAUUUAUGUUAUUGGUUAUUUAAUCUGAGCAGCAAUUUACUGUUGAAUGUUGCAAUUGUUCAAUUUUGCAAAUGGAGAAUUUUUUUUUUUUAAAGAAACAGCCUGAGCCUAUGAUAUUUAUUUUUAUUUCUACAUUUCAGAAUCCUGCAUUUAUAUUUUUGAGCAGAAUUCUAGCUUUGUAUUGUCUAAUGUUCCUAUUGUUAAAAGCAUAAAAGUGUGUUAUGAACAACCAGCAAAUUUAUAUUUUGCAUUUUGUUUUCUUACUGUACCGAAAAUGAGCCGAACCGUGACCUCAAAACCGAGGUACGUACCGAACCGAGAUUUUUGUGUACCGUUACACCCCUAGUGUGCAAAAUCUAAAGGUUAAUUCUGUGAAACCGACCUUGAUUGGUUUUGUAGAAACAUCAGGUGGAAACUGAGAAAUGGAAACAGAGAUGCCAAAGGAAGCGGGGAGUGUACGUGGCACCAAGGAAGAAGGCAUUUACCUUUCAGACAACAAAGGUUGGAGACGGCCGCGACGCGAAACUAU
Molecule: messenger RNA, 1165 nt
Organism: Gadus chalcogrammus (walleye pollock)
Lineage: Eukaryota; Metazoa; Chordata; Actinopteri; Gadiformes; Gadidae
Product: zinc finger BED domain-containing protein 4-like
Exons: 2
Coding region: 13-498 (161 amino acids)
Molecular function (GO): protein dimerization activity
Source: RefSeq, a predicted model, not a curated record